Trichoderma breve is the source of this 3402-nucleotide messenger RNA. RefSeq names its product e1-E2 ATPase domain-containing protein. The record is from RefSeq and is a predicted model, not a curated record. The transcript is spliced from 2 exons. Gene Ontology annotation, cellular component: membrane. NCBI's taxonomy places the organism in Eukaryota, Fungi, Ascomycota, Sordariomycetes, Hypocreales, Hypocreaceae. The coding region runs from base 1 to 3402 and encodes 1133 amino acids. Gene Ontology annotation, molecular function: metal ion binding; ATPase-coupled monoatomic cation transmembrane transporter activity; ATP hydrolysis activity. Gene Ontology annotation, biological process: monoatomic cation transport.
AUGGCCUGCGGCUCUGGCUGCUGUGAACCACCCCCCAAGGCACCGCCAGAGGAAGAUUGCUGCUCUACCCAGCUUCCAGAGCAAGAGGAUUCCUGCUGCGUUGACGACGUGCCAGAUACUAGCCUUGAGAAGCCUGAAACUGCUGAUACUGAAUGCAACAAAUCGAUUCAGUCAGACGACAAGCAAUGCCAGGAUACAUGCUGUGGUGGAUCGGUAGAAAAGCUACAGACUGAAAAGACAUGCGAGAGCAAGGCUCAAGAGGUCGACCUCAAGGAUGACUGCUGUGCUCCGAAGAUCACCCAGUCCAACUGCAGCAAGGGUUGCUGUUCCAAGGGAGACAAGCCAUGUCCCGAUAGUAUGAAAGCACCACCCUGCUGCGAGGGCAAAGUCUCUCCAUGCUGUGACCAAACCUGCCUGGACCGCCUUGCGCUGCGUGAGUGUGAAAGCCUUGGGUCUGGUCUAAGCACUAAUAAGCCAACUUCUUCCAACUGCGGCCGAGGCAAAAGCGGCAAGCCAUGUAAUGGCCACUCCCGCAAGGUUCGGGACAUGUACAUGGGGAAACUCGAGGCUCUUGGAUGCAUCUGCCGUGCUCUCAUCGCCCUUGGACAAGAAACAUGCUGUAAUUAUCAACGCCGCUCAACCUCGGCUAGUGUGCGACGUCGUUCAAAAGAGACGCUAUCGCUCCGUUCACGUUCGUCUGUUGGCUCCUGCUGUGCCGCCGAUAGGGCCGGUGGAAACUGCUGUUCCACAAAUAAGUCGGUCAACUUGAAUGAGAAAUGCCUGAAUAAUGGCAAAAGUCCAGCUAAGUCGAAGCCCCCGAGCGUGGUGGAAUCUUGUGCCGAGACUUGCUGCGCUGAAAUGCGACCAACUCGUUCUGCCAAAAGGUCGACAGAAAUCUUUACCAGCAUCGCCCAAGAUGCUGAUGUUGAAAAGAGCCCGUCUUCCAACAAUGAAAAGGAACAUGUGAUCCUCAGCAUUUCGGGCAUGACCUGUACCGGAUGCGAGACAAAGCUGAUUCGAAGUCUCGGUGCCCUCUCGUCAGUCAAGAACUUAAAGACCAGCUUAGUGCUUGCUCGCGCUGAGUUUGACUUAGUUGGCUCUAUUUCUGCGGCCGAGGUGACGAAACACCUUGAAAGAACUACAGAGUUCAAAUGUGAAAGAAUUACGAAUCAAGGCUCCAAUCUCGACAUCAUUGUUUGCGGCGGCGAUGCAGCUGCGUUUGUCAACCAGCCAUGGCCAGACGGGGUCACUGAAGUGAAAGUGGUUGAUGACAGGACCGUCAAUGUUAGUUUUAAUGCGGACAUUAUCGGUGCAAGAGACUUGAUUGAACGUGGCUGGGGUGACGUUCCAAUCCAGCUCGCAACGGCCCGCGCGGAUCCAACACUCGAGGCCGGUAAUAGACAUGUUCGCCAUAUUGGUUACAUGACACUGCUCUCUGCCUGCCUCACUGUCCCGGUUCUGGUCAUGGCUUGGGCUCCGCUCCCCAAGCACGAUCUGGAAUACAGCUCGGCAUCCUUGGCCUUGGCAACGCUCGUCCAAUUCAUAGUCGCUGGUCCAUUCUAUCCAAAGGCCCUCAAAGCUCUCGUCUUCUCGAGGGUAAUUGAAAUGGACCUUCUCAUUGUUCUCAGUACUAGUGCAGCUUACAUCUUUUCGGUCGUCUCCUUUGGUUACUUGGCUUCUGGUCAGCCCCUGUCGACCGGUCAGUUUUUCGAAACCAGCACUCUAUUAGUAACCCUCAUCAUGGUAGGCCGCUGGGUGGCUGCCCUUGCUCGCCAAAAGGCCGUGGAAUCUAUCUCGAUUCGAUCUCUUCAGAAUACCACAGCGCUCAUUGUGACUGACGAAGGCGAAAAGGAGAUUGAUGCUCGUCUUCUCCAGUAUGGAGACGUGUUCAAGGUCGCUCCCGACUCGAGGAUUCCAACCGAUGGCACGGUUAUAUCUGGUAAUUCUGAAGUUGACGAAUCUAUGAUGACUGGAGAGUCAAUGCCGGUCGUGAAGCAUAGUAAUUCCCCAGUCAUUGCCGGAUCUCUCAAUGGCUCAGGUGUCUUGUACGUUCGACUGACUCGACUUCCCGGCGACAAUACGAUCAGUACUAUUGCUGGUAUGGUGGACGAGGCAAAGUUGUCGAAACCAAGGGUUCAAGCCAUGGCUGAUCGUGUUGCGAGCUACUUUGUCCCCGUCGUCGUUGCCAUUACCAUUAUUGUCUUCUGUAUCUGGAUCGCCGUUGGUAUCAAGGUCCGCGGUCAAUCUGGAAGCGAGGCAACGAUCCAAGCAAUCACCUACGCGAUCACUGUCCUUAUAGUGUCCUGCCCCUGUGCCAUCGGCCUGGCGGUACCUAUGGUUGUAGUCAUUGCUAGCGGCGUUGCCGCUGAACGGGGUGUCGUGUUUAAAUCGGCGGAAAGUCUUGAGGUUGCUUAUAAGACGUCGCAUGUAGUAUUCGACAAGACCGGUACCAUUACCGAGGGCAAACUGACUGUGGUCGAAGAAUGGUAUGCCGAUGGUGACCAGACUGCUACAAAGUCUUUCCUCCUUGGUCUUGUUGAUGGCAUCAAGCAUCCAGUGUCUGCUGCAAUAGCGUUGCAUCUAAAAGACCAGGACAUAUCUCCUGCGCCGGUAUCAAAUUCAAAAGCUCUGACAGGGAAAGGCGUCGAAGGUAUCGCGGAGGGGUCUGGAUUGACUCUGCAGGCAGGCAACUCCCGCUGGCUCGGUCUUGAACCCAAUCCGGUUGUGCAAUCAAUGCUGUCACAUGGAUACACGGUGUUCGGCUUCACGAUCGGCAGUUCCGUCGCUGCUAUUUUUGCCCUCCAAGAUUCAAUUCGACCAGAUGCUGCCUCUACGGUUCAGUCUCUGCUCACUCGUGGCAUAUCGGUCCACAUCAUCUCAGGAGAUGACGAUGGCGCUGUGCGCUCUGUUGCAGCACGGUUGGACAUUAUCGAGGCCAAUGUUCGUUCUCGCUGCACUCCCGCUGACAAGCAAGCAUACAUUCAGAACCUUCUCCAAAGUCCUGUCUCUACAGAACAGACCAAUAAGGUCGGCAAGUCGAAGAAGCCCGUCGUUAUUUUCUGUGGUGAUGGAACCAACGAUGCAGUCGCCCUCGCCCAGGCCACUAUUGGUGUGCACAUGAACGAAGAGGGUACCGAUGUCGCCAAAUCGUCAGCCGAUGUUGUUCUUAUGCGCCCCAACCUCGCUGGUAUCCUCACCGUCAUUGCGGUGAGUCGAAAAUCUAUGCGCAGAAUUGCCUUUAACUUUGGCUGGAGCUUUGUGUACAACUUGUUCGCCAUCCUGCUUGCCGCUGGGGCUUUUGUCAAUGCGAGAAUCCCGCCCGAAUACGCCGGUUUGGGCGAACUCGUCAGUGUAUUGCCCGUUAUUGCUGCGGCCACGCUGUUGAGAUGGUCUACUAUCUAA